Molecule: messenger RNA, 930 nt
Organism: Fopius arisanus
Lineage: Eukaryota; Metazoa; Arthropoda; Insecta; Hymenoptera; Braconidae
Product: probable phospholipid hydroperoxide glutathione peroxidase
Exons: 5
Coding region: 56-616 (186 amino acids)
Biological process (GO): response to oxidative stress
Molecular function (GO): glutathione peroxidase activity
Source: RefSeq, a predicted model, not a curated record
GACUUUAGUGUCAGUAGUUGCCGGUCUCUUUUGCUGUAAAGUUGUACCUGACUUAAUGCUCCCAUUUCUGAUAACAUUAAUUUCCUAUCUGACUGAGUCUACAAUCGUAAUGAGCGGAAACCUGGAUUACAAGGCGGCGACGUCGAUCUACGACUUCGAGGCUAACUCUAUCAAAGGGGACGUAGUACCCUUGUCGAAUUACAAAGGUCACGUCUGUCUGAUUGUUAAUGUUGCAUCGAAGUGCGGACUUACCGAGACUAAUUACAAAGAGCUCAAUGAACUUUAUGACAAAUACGGAGAGUCCCAUGGUCUUAAAAUUUUAGCAUUCCCAUGCAAUCAAUUUAAUGGUCAAGAGCCAGGUGACAGUGAGGAAAUUUGCAGCUUCGCCUCGCGUAAGAAGGUGAAAUUUGAUCUGUUCGAGAAAAUUGAUGUCAACGGUGAGAACACCCAUCCCUUGUGGAAGUGGUUGAAGAAGGAGCAGGGCGGUACUCUGGGGAAUUUUAUCAAGUGGAAUUUCACGAAAUUCGUCAUCGACAAAGAGGGAAAGGCUGUUGAGAGGCAUGGACCUAAUGUGGAUCCACUGAAAAUUGCUUCGCAUCUUGAGAAGUACUUUUGAGGGAGCACCUCAGUCACUUCCUGCUGCACGGUUGUGAUUGAACAUUUUAAAUUAAACACGCACCACCGAGUUUAAUCAUUAAUUCAAAAAUAUGUAUUCCACAUACUCACGUUUACAAUUGGAGUAUUACUUUUUAUUUCGUUUGUCACGCUUGUAAUUCAAACUCGGCGGAUUUUUAUUUCUUUUCUACUUUUUUUCAAAAUUCAUGGCUCGAGAUUUUUCACGUAUGAAUUGAGAUUUCAAUUGCAACCAUUACUGGGAAUUUGUACUAUCAAAAUGCAUUCAAAUAAAUGAAUACAAUCAUUUAAACUACA